Mauremys mutica (yellowpond turtle) is the source of this 1884-nucleotide messenger RNA. RefSeq names its product E3 ubiquitin-protein ligase RNF113A-like. Gene Ontology annotation, cellular component: U2-type spliceosomal complex. Gene Ontology annotation, biological process: snoRNA splicing. The transcript is spliced from 9 exons. The record is from RefSeq and is a predicted model, not a curated record. Gene Ontology annotation, molecular function: metal ion binding. Lineage: Eukaryota; Metazoa; Chordata; Testudines; Geoemydidae. The coding region runs from base 902 to 1717 and encodes 271 amino acids.
GAGCCCCUUGCAGAGAUGCCCAGCUCCACGCAUUGUCCGGUCGCUGCAUCCCACUCCGCGUGUAACAGGCCUCUCCGUUGAGUGCGGGGCGGGAUGGGUCCCACGUUGGGACCCAGGAAAUCCGUGGGGGAGAUCUGCAGAAGGCUCUGUGCACCGGCACCACGAGACUGCGUCCUCGCCAAGCCGUGGCAGUGCCAGACACUCCUUUGGAGUGGAUCCAGCCAGUUUAUAAGAUUGAUCUGAGCCCGUGACAGCUUCAGAUUAUGCAGAAUUCAGAUUCUCACUUCAAAAAAAAACCACCCUAUGUUUCGAGCCCUUCUGGUUGUGGGAAAAUCUUUUCAAAUGUGAACAGACAGUAACUCGUGCAGAAUUGACUUCCGGAGUUUGCAGGCCUCUUUGGCCAAUGCCCCACUAUGAGAGAGGUGAACUUUCCCUCUCCUCUCAAGGGCGUAAUACCUUUUAAAGCCUAAUGAGGACACCUAAAGGACCCAAUUUUACAAAUCUAGGUGUGCAAAUGCAUAGGUUAGGUAAAUGCAUAUGAAAAUGGCCAACACAGGGCAGUAAUUGGGGGAUCUAAAAGUGCCCUGUGUGACUUUUACCCAGAGUGAUGCAGUAUGCCACAGUAACUUUAGUAACUGAAAAUUUAGGCCAGGAUGACACCAGUAGUCCUUUGCCAGUAUAACUCUACUGGUUUACUAUACCAGCAAAGGGCUUCUAGUUAGAUGCAGUUUAUAUCAACACAGCUCGCUCUUUUACCAGUAUAGCUUAUUUCACCCUCACCCCAACUGAAAAAAGUUAUACCAGCACCAAUGCAGUUUGGUCUGCACAGCAGCAUCUACGCUAGGGGCCUCUGCCGGCACUGCUAUAAGGGUCCGGGAUCGCACCCUUGAUUGACAGGAGCAUGGUGGCAGACGUCUGUAAUACCAGGAAAAGUGGUAAAGAGAAGACCGCGUAUGGGGCAAGCAGCAGUGACGAUGAGGAGAAGUCGCAAGGAAUCGGGGUCGCUUACAAAUCAACGAGAUCGGCGAAACCUGUAGGUCCGGAGGACAUGGGAGCGACGGCUGUGUACGAGCUGGACACUGAGAAGGAGAGAGAUGCCCAGGCCAUCUUUGAGCGCAGCCAGAAAAUCCAGGAGGAGCUACGAGGGAAGGAGGACGAUAAAAUUUACCGGGGGAUCAAUAACUAUCAGAAGUACGUGAAGCCCAAAGAUACGUCGAUGGGGAACGCCUCCUCGGGAAUGGUCAGGAAAGGCCCCAUCCGAGCACCGGAGCACCUGAGGGCCACCGUGCGGUGGGACUAUCAGCCCGACAUCUGUAAAGACUACAAGGAAACGGGCUUCUGUGGCUUUGGAGACAGCUGUAAGUUCCUCCACGAUCGCUCUGACUAUAAACACGGCUGGCAGAUUGAACGGGAACUGGACGAAGGACGCUACGGAGUCAACGACGAGGAAAACUAUGAAGUGAGCAGCGGUGAUGAGGACCUGCCCUUCAAGUGUUUCAUCUGCAGAAGCUCCUUCAAGAACCCUGUGGUUACCAAGUGCAGACACUACUUCUGCGAGAGCUGCGCCCUGGAGCACUACCGCAAAUCCAAGCGCUGCUACGUGUGCGACCAGCAAACCAGUGGUGUCUUCAACCCAGCCAAAGAGCUAAUGGCAAAGCUAGAAAAGCACAAGGGUGAAGAGUCGGAUCCCUCGGAGCAUGGAGAUGAGCCACAGUAGCACAACUCUCUCCCCUGUUCUCCCUCCCACCCCCACCCCUAAGCUUUUGUAAUAUCCCGAUAAACGUUUAUAGAAAAGAUCUGUCCAUUUUGGAUUUUGCUUCUCGGAAACUGUCACAGGCAGGUGAUUCGCCUGUUAACCCAACCAGCAAGGAUCACUAGGAAACC